CAAGGGGGAAGUGGGUUGAGCUAAUGGAUUUUCAGAGGGGACCACACAUACCCAGGCUUAAAAUGCAGGACAGUAAACAUGUAGCCAUCUCGACAGGUUUGAUAAAUGCUAAAUCACAGAUGUUGCGCGCGAGGGAUCCACUGAUAUAAAAGGUUAUGGAUUCGAGCCUUCCUUAUUUUCUCCUUUUCAUCUUAACUGGCUGUGUCAAAUGCUAUUUUGAUAACCACCGUCACAAUGGCACCCGCCACUUUGAUUACUGCGUGCUUGGAGCUGGACCUGCAGGACUGCAGAUGGGAUAUUUCCUUUCCAAGGCCAAGAGAGACUACAUCAUCUUGGAGAGAAACUCGGGACCAGGCAGUUUCUUUAACAAAUAUCCCAGGCACAGGAAGCUCAUUAGCAUUAACAAGAUCUACACAGGAAGGCACAACAGAGAGUUCAACCUGCGACACGACUGGAACUCGCUGCUGAGCGAUAAACCUGACCUUCUGUUCAGGCGAGUGAGCAGCGAGUUCUACCCUCCGGCUGACGCCUUCCCGCUCUACCUGUCCAUGUUUGUGAAUGAGCUCGGGCUAAGGGUCCGGUAUGGUGUGGACAUUGGAAGGAUCAGGGCAGUGCAGUCAGCCACUGGCAGGAGCUACAUCCUGACUGAUCAGCAUGCAUCAGACUACACAUGCAGCGUCCUUCUGGUAGCCACGGGUUUGUGGGUUCCACAGAAGGUAGAGUUUGUUGGUUCUGAGCUGGUUGAGGGCUACGAGUCCAUCUCCACCAACCCUGAUGACUACAAGGACCAGGCUGUGCUUAUUCUGGGAAAGGGGAAUUCUGCUUUUGAGACAGCCCAGAGCAUCCUGGGAAGAGCAAGUCGGGUGCACAUGCUCAGUUCCAGUCCUGUUCGACUGGCUUGGCAAACGCAUUAUGUUGGAGAUCUCAGAGCUGUGAAUAAUGAGCUACUAGACACAUACCAGCUGAAGUCCCUUGAUGGGUUGGUGGAGGCACACCUGGAAAAAAUAGUUAUCGCUCAACGGAAGGAACAAGGCAGUAGGAGAUCGGGUGGAAAGAAGAAAGGGAAGAAGGCAAAGUUGUACCUGACUUUAAAUAAAUAUGUACAAAAGCAGGAAGAGAAAAACAGCUCUGAUGUGACGGGAGAAGAACUGCCUGGGUAUCACAUUGACAACUUCCCCAUACGAAACCCUUACGACCGUGUGAUCCGCUGCCUUGGAUUCCGGUUCAACUUCAGUAUAUUUGACAGCUCUUCCUGCCCACCAAACAGUGAAAAUGCAAAAGGGAGGUUGCCGGGGGUAACAGCCUGGUAUGAAGGGAGGAACACCCCCGGCUUGUUUGUGCUGGGAACUGCUGCUCACUCCAGAGACUACCGCUCAUCUGCUGGCGGCUUCGUCCAUGGAUUCCGUUACACAGUACGAGCUGUACAUCGUGUACUUGAACACCGUUACCAUAGCAACACAUGGCCAUCGACAAAGCUGCUGACAACUCAAUUGCAGUCCUGGAUUCUGAAGCGGGUCGGCGAGGCCUCUGGGCCAUACCAAAUGUUUGAGGUGCUUGGGGAUGUUAUACUUCUCCGAGGCUCUCACUGUGAAUACGUGGAAGAGUUUCCAAUCCAGGCCUUGCCUCAGUUCUCCUCACUUUCGGGCCAUGAGAUAUCCAACCAUGGACUGGUAGUUGUAGUUAUGCAGUAUGGGAAGAAGAAGAUAGACUAUCUGGGGCGUAACAGGGCAGAAACAGACUGGACCAAAGCUUGGAAAUCCAACUUUCUGCACCCUGUCUUAUACUACUAUGACACACUUCCUACUGAGGAAGAAAUGAAGCUCCGUCCCCAUGGCUGGCCCCUACCAAGGCCCAAGGCAAUUCAUCACAUAGUGGAAGACUUCCUCACAGAAUGGGAAAGUCCCAUAUCUCACAUCCAGCCCCUGCGCCGCUUCCUGGAGCACUGUGUCCAGACUGACCUCAGGACUUUCUAUGCAGAAUCAUGUUUCCGCUCAUCCCUUACCCACCGCAAGCCGCCGCUGUUCUGUCAGCAAGGAUACUUGAAGCAGCAGGGUGUCGCUCACAACAGUCAGCAGCGGCAGUACGUUAAUGAUGCUGGAUCAGUGCCCACUGAGCAGGAUGCAGGCACAUCAGGGGCUGACCCAGCAUUCCCCAACUACCUGGCACAAGCUGGAGCCUCCAUGUCUUCAGGACUGAAACUUGACUUAUGAUUGUUUUACUUAAGCGUGUCAAAGCUAUGCCUAUGAUGCCGUUUAGGUCCCUCAGACUUGCUACCUCCAACACCCAUAAUCAUUCCUUACACCAAAUAUUUUUGACAGAAUACCAUCCUGCAGAUCAGUGGUUCCCAACCUCAUUGGCUUAUCUACUUGCAGCCCCUCAUCACUAAUUGCAGAUUGGUGAUGAGGGGCUGUUUUCACCAAAGAGGGAUUUCUAUUGCUUUAUUUUAAGGGUCCUAAGAAAUAAAACUAUCCAGUAAGUCUCCAGAAAAAAAGUAAAAAGAGGAAAGUCUGAAAAAAGCAUCACUUUCUGAGGUGUCUCUUAUGCUAAUCACCUCAUGCCCCCCCAUUAUCAUGUGGCCGCUCGGGGUCCAGACCCACAGGUUGGAAACCACUGCUUGUUGCUGAGAGGCACCUUGUCCCUUGAAAGCUCCCCUAUUAUGACUCUUCACACAAUCUUUAUAUAUGUUACUACAUGUCAUUUUCAUAUCAUGGAAAUCUAGAUUAUUUGAAGCUAUAACCUAUAGGUGGAGGGUGGGUGUUACAGAAUGAUUAUGCAUUAUACAUUUUACAUGAUGUUACCAGAUCAAACAUAAAUUAAAGAGGGAAAGCAAAGUUUGCCUUUUUUAAUUCUAACGUGUUGAGGAGCAUUGUUCAAUUUCCCGGCGCGCAUGCGCGGAGCGAUCGUCGGGCCAGCACAGGGGACGGUAUGAUUGGCUGCUAUGCUGCCUUCAUGCUAUUGGACUGGAGCAAAUGAACAACAC
Messenger RNA from Toxotes jaculatrix (banded archerfish), 2980 nucleotides. RefSeq names its product FAD-dependent oxidoreductase domain containing 2 (gene foxred2). The transcript is spliced from 10 exons. The record is from RefSeq and is a predicted model, not a curated record. Bases 156 to 2210 code for a protein of 684 amino acids. Gene Ontology annotation, molecular function: monooxygenase activity; flavin adenine dinucleotide binding. Lineage: Eukaryota; Metazoa; Chordata; Actinopteri; Toxotidae.